Molecule: messenger RNA, 2030 nt
Organism: Oryza brachyantha (malo sina)
Lineage: Eukaryota; Viridiplantae; Streptophyta; Magnoliopsida; Poales; Poaceae
Product: probable anion transporter 2, chloroplastic
Exons: 8
Coding region: 316-1917 (533 amino acids)
Biological process (GO): transmembrane transport
Cellular component (GO): plastid
Molecular function (GO): phosphate transmembrane transporter activity
Source: RefSeq, a predicted model, not a curated record
UUUCCAAGUCGUCCACCACGACCGUGCUAACGCUUACACCCGCGUAGCUGGCUGGCUAGCUGCUCUCGCUCUCGCUCUCCGAUCCGCCACCUACCGCGCGCCAUCGCUGAGUCCUCGCCGAGUCCUAAUUUAUAUUGUGCUACCAACCAUCGAUCCGCCGAUCACACGCGCGUGGUCGAUUGAUUAGCUCUCUCCCCAUUUGCCAUGGGCCUCUGAUGACGCCCCGCGCCUCACGCUAGCGAGCCGUCGUUUGCCGCCUCGGACGCGCGGGGGGACGUUGGCUGGAUCAGGGCGGGGUGGUUGUGUUCGCCGGGCAUGGCGUCGAUCAGAUCGUGCGUGUCGGUGAAGCCGGCGGCGAGCCCGGUCAAGUACAGAUCCGCGAGGGUCGGCGCGGCCGGCUUGGAGCCGAGAGGCCUGCGGAUAUCUUGCUCCUCUUCUUCUUCGUCGUCGUCGUCCUCGUUGGCCUCAGGUGCUGAUGGUUGCGGAGAUGUUGGCGCAGGCUGCGCCAGCAGCAGCGGCAGGGGGAAUGGUGCCGUUGUUGGUCUGGUUGGCGAUGGUUGGUGGGGGAGGAGGGGCGGGCAGCGGGUCGUCGCCAUGUGCAGCGCCGGCAUGGAGGGAGUCCGGCACGCCCCCGCCGUGGCGAGCGUGCCGGCGGCGUCGGCGUUGCCGGAGCGGGCCAAGGUGGUGGCGCUGGUGGCGGCCGUGAUGCUGCUCUGCAACGCCGACCGGGUCGUCAUGUCCGUCGCCGUCGUGCCGUUCGCCGCGCAGUACGGCUGGUCCAGCUCCUUCUUGGGCAUCGUUCAGUCAUCGUUUCUUUGGGGAUAUGUCUUCUCAUCCAUGGUUGGGGGAGCUUUGGCAGACCGAUAUGGAGGGAAGAAGGUGAUGGCAGGUGCUGCUGCUCUCUGGUCCUUGGCCACUUUCCUCACUCCAUGGGCUGCUUCUCAAUCCACCAUUAUGUUGCUUGCCGUACGUGCCCUCUUUGGCCUUGCGGAAGGUGUUGCGUUUCCAACAAUGAGCACUUUCUUGCCGAAGUGGUUCCCAACACAUGAACGUGCUACUGCUGUUGGUAUUUCCAUGGGAGGUUUCCAUCUUGGAAAUGUCAUAAGCUUCUUGGCAACACCGAUUAUCAUGUCGCAUAUAGGUCUUGCCGGGACAUUUGCCUUCUUCGCAUCACUUGGCUACUUGUGGCUCUCUGUAUGGCUGUUCAAUGUCGAAAGUGACCCUCUUGACAGUCGUACAAUAAGCAAAUCUGAGCUGCAACUAAUCCUAGUGGGCCGAAGUACAUCAAAAGUUCAGGGUAGCAAAUUCCCAUCCUUACGAGAUCUGCUGUCGAAGAUUGAAAUGUGGGCCAUCAUUGUAGCUAAUGUGGUCAACAACUGGGGCUAUUUUGUACUACUAUCAUGGAUGCCCGUCUACUUUAAAACGGUUUAUAAUGUCAACUUGAAACAAGCUGCAUGGUUCAGCGCCAUACCUUGGGCAGUCAUGGCUCUGUCUGGUUACGUCGCAGGAGCUUCUGCAGAUUUCCUGAUCAAAUCUGGUUUCUCUAUUGCACUUGUUCGGAAGAUCAUGCAGUCCAUUGGUUUCAUCGGGCCAGGUGUGUCACUGCUUUGCUUAAGAUUUGCCCAAACGCCCUCGGUUGCUGCAGUCUUCAUGACCAUUGCCCUGAGCUUGAGUUCGUGCAGUCAAGCUGGGUACUUCUGUAAUGUACAGGACAUUGCUCCCAAAUACGCCGGAUCUCUGCACGGACUGACGAACGGCAUCGGGACAGUGGCCGCCAUAGUUAGCACCAUAGGAACGGGCUACUUCGUGCAGUGGCUAGGAUCCUUCCAGGCCUUCCUCACCCUCACGGCGGUGCUCUACUUCAGCGCCACCGUGUUCUACAACACCUACGCGACAGGCGACCAAAUUUUUGACUGAGAUGGAAAGAGUACUCUCGUGUAAAAUCUCCAAGUAGCGUACUACCGUUGCUUCUCUCCUAUGGCUGAGCCAGGAAACGAAUGAACAGAUAUCGAUUGAUUGAUUGACUGCCA